CUCUUUGUUCUCCUGGACCAAAUGUUCUGCUGCUGUUAGUGAAACCUUCUGAUUUCACUGAGGAGAACAGACGAACACUGAAGUUCAUCCUGAGUCUGUUUGGUCCAGAUGCUUUUAAACACUCAAUGGUCGUCAUGACACAUGAUGGGAUGGAAACAAGUGUCUCUGUUAGUCAGCUGCUUCAAGACUGUGGAGGAAGACUCUUCAACAUGUUUGAAGAUAAACACCAACUGUUGAUGAAGAAGAUUGAGAACAUUGUGCGUGAAAACAAAGAAACCUUCCUCACCUUCUCUGAAGAGCGUGAACACAUGAAACCAGCUUUAAACCUGGUUCUGUGUGGGAGGAGAGGAGCAGGGAAGACUUCAGCAGCCGAGGCCAUUUUAGGUCAGACAGAGCUUCAUUCAGUCUCCAGCUCAUCAGAGUGUGUUAAACAUCAGGGAGAGGUGAGAGGACGUCAGGUUUCCCUGGUGGAGCUUCCUGCCUUGUACGGAAAACCUCAGGAGGAAGUGAUGGAGGAAUCGUUCAGGUGUAUCUCCCUCUGUGAUCCUGAGGGCGUCCAUGCCUUCAUCCUGGUCCUACCUGUGGGUCCCCUCACUGAUGAAGACAAGGGAGAGUUAGAGACCAUCCAGAACUCAUUCAGCUCUCCAGUCAAUGACUUCACCAUGAUUCUGUUCACUGUGGAAGACAUCCAGGAGCUGCUUCAGAGCUGUGGAGGAAGAUCUGUUGUUGUCAACAUCAAGGACAAGCAGCAGACCUCUGAGGUGUUGGAUAGAUUGCAAAAAAUAAGACUCGACAAAGAAAAACCAUCCAGCUACACAACAGAGACAUUUGCACUUGCUCAAAUAAAGAAGAUCAUACAACAAGAGAAACACAUCACCACACUGCAGACUGAACUUGAGAACUGGAGAACAAAAGGCAAAGUCAGUUGUGACGAUGAGACUCAGAGCCCAGAGCGUCUCAGGAUCGUGCUGAUAGGGAAGACUGGAAGUGGAAAGAGCUCUACAGGAAACACCAUUCUGGGAACAGAGAAGUUUGAAGCGGAUAUUCGUCAAACAUCAGUCACCAAGUUUUGUCAGAAAGCACAGAGUGAGGUGGACGGUCGUCCUGUUGUUGUGGUUGACACUCCCGGUCUGUUUGACAAUAGUUUGUCUCAUGAAGAGGUUAAUGAGGAGAUGGUGAAGUGCAUCAGUCUUCUAGCUCCGGGACCACAUGUCUUCCUGUUGGUGUAACAGAUCGGACGACUCACACCAGAGGAGAAGGAGACACUGAAACUCAUUAAGAAAGUCUUUGGGAAGAAUUCAGAGUCGUUCACCAUCAUUCUUUUAACUGGAGGAGACUCACUGGAAGACAAAAAGCUGUCGAUUGAAGAAUACAUCAAAAAUAAAUGUGAUGAUUCCUUUAAGAAGCUGAUCUCUGACUGUGGAGGAAGAUAUCAUGUGUUUAAUAACCGUAAUGGAGAAAACCGCAGACAAGUCAGUGAGCUGAUAAACAUGAUCGACACCAUACUGAAGAGAAAUGGAGGCAGCUGUUACACUAAUGAGAUGCUGCAAGAGGCCGAAGCAGCGAUACAGAAAGAAGUGGAGAAGAUCCUGAAGGAGAAGGAGGAGAUGAAGAGAGAGAGGGAGGAACUAGAAAGAAAACAUGAGGAAGAAAAGAAAGACAUGAAAAGAAAAAUGGAAGAAGAGAGAGCAAAAACUGAACAAGAGAGAAAACAGAGAGAUGAACAACUCAAGGAAAUGGAGGAGAAGAUAAAGAAGGAGCAAAUAGAGAAAAUGAAGAAGAAGUAUGAGGAGGAGGCCAGAAAACAAGCUGAAGAAUUCAAUGACUUCAGAGAGAAAACGGAGGAGGACUUUGCAGCUCUGAUAGACAAACACAUGAAGGAAGUGAUGGAUCUGAAGCAACAACAUGAGAAACACAUGCAGGAGAAACAGGAGGAAUAUAAAAACUUAAUGGAUCUCUCAGAACACAAAGAAAAGACUCUGAAACAAGUCAUGGACGAACUGCAGGACAAACACAAACAAGAGAUGACCGACUUGAUUCUGCUUCUUCUGACCCGAAAGAAAGAAAACAGGAGCAAAAUAAGUUCAAUGCAGAAAACACACAGAAAAGAGAUGGAGAACCUUAUGAAAGAGCUUUCAAUCGAAAACAGGAGACAAGAGAAGGAUCAACUGGACGAAUUCAAGAAAAGACACAAAGAAGAAAUUAAAUCCUUGGACAGAGAACUUCAGAACCAAAGUAAAGAAGAGCAGAAGAGGAGAAGGAACAAGCUGUCCAUCAAACAUGACCAAGAAAUCAAUGAGUGGAGACUGAAAUUUGUUGCCCUACAGCAUCAAAAGCAGAAGGAAGAAGUGGACGAACUACAGAAAGAACAUGAGCAGAAACUGAAUAAAUUCAAACAGAAACUUGUGGAAGAAAAUAAAAGAAACGAGAAAGAAAAAAUCGAUGAGCUGCAGAAGAAACACGAAGCAGAAAUAAAAAAGUUGAAAAAGCAAAUCACGACCCAAGAUGAAGACGGUGACGGUGAAGAGCUGGAGGACCUGCAGAAGAAACAUGAAAGAGAAAUGAAUGAACUGAAAGAGAAACUUCUGGCCCCAGAGAAGCAGGGAUCCUGCUGCAUUGCAUGA
Molecule: messenger RNA, 2624 nt
Organism: Seriola dumerili (greater amberjack)
Lineage: Eukaryota; Metazoa; Chordata; Actinopteri; Carangiformes; Carangidae
Product: ELKS/Rab6-interacting/CAST family member 1-like
Exons: 4
Molecular function (GO): GTP binding
Source: RefSeq, a predicted model, not a curated record